Molecule: messenger RNA, 1730 nt
Organism: Magnolia sinica
Lineage: Eukaryota; Viridiplantae; Streptophyta; Magnoliopsida; Magnoliales; Magnoliaceae
Product: chaperone protein dnaJ A6-like
Exons: 8
Coding region: 241-1485 (414 amino acids)
Biological process (GO): protein refolding; response to heat
Cellular component (GO): cytosol; cytoplasm
Molecular function (GO): ATP binding; Hsp70 protein binding
Source: RefSeq, a predicted model, not a curated record
AAGACGAGCCCGCCAGCCCUAAGGAGGCGUUUGGCACCGUAUAAAAGACCCUCGACGAAGUGAAAAAAAUCUCUCUGCAGAGCGCGUGAGAAAGAACUCUUUCUUUCUCCCCUUUGCUAUAGAUUCUGCUUCAGCAUCCAAACACGCCUCUGUACGCUAGAGAAUCUGGAAGCAAGAUCCGUCAUCAGCUCUGGUAGUAUAUACGCAAGCUGUUGCGUUUUGCUUUGAGUUGCUUCAGUCAUGUUUGGGCGUGCUCCAAAGAAGAGUGACAGCACCAAGUACUAUGAGGUCCUUGGUGUUACAAAAGGUGCUAGUCAAGAUGAACUAAAGAAAGCAUAUAGAAAAGCUGCAAUAAAGAACCAUCCUGAUAAGGGCGGAGACCCUGAGAAGUUUAAAGAGUUGGCUCAGGCUUAUGAAGUUCUUAGUGAUCCUGAGAAACGAGAAAUCUACGACCAAUAUGGAGAAGAUGCCCUUAAAGAGGGAAUGGGUGGAGGCAGUGGUUCUCACAAUCCCUUUGAUAUAUUUGAAUCCUUCUUUGGAGGAGGUGCUUUUGGUGGUGGUAGCUCAAGAGGACGAAGGCAGAAACAAGGUGAUGAUGUAGUUCACAGUCUUAAAGUUUCUUUGGAGGAAUUGUAUAAUGGAACAUCGAAGAAGUUGUCUCUGACUAGGAAUGUGCUAUGUCCGAAAUGCAAAGGGAAAGGCUCAAAGAGUGGUGCGCCAGGGAGAUGCUAUGGAUGCCAAGGGACUGGUAUGAAGAUCUCGACUCGACGCAUAGGGCCAGGCAUGAUCCAACAAAUGCAACAUAUUUGUAGCGAGUGCGAUGGCUCAGGUGAGGUUAUUAGCGAGAAGGACAAAUGCACUCAAUGCAAAGGGAACAAAGUAACUCAGGAGAAGAAGGUGCUCGAGGUCCAUGUUGAGAAGGGAAUGCAACAUGGUCAGAAAAUCGUAUUCCAAGGAGAAGCAGAUGAAGCUCCUGAUACAGUAACUGGUGACAUUGUUUUCGUUUUGCAACUAAAGGAGCAUCCCAAGUUUAAGCGUAAAUUUGAUGAUCUUUACGUGGAGCACACCCUCAGCUUAACGGAGGCUCUUUGUGGCUUCCAGUUUGCCUUAAAUCAUCUCGAUGGGAGGCAGCUGCUCAUCAAAUCAAAUCCAGGCGAGGUCAUUAAGCCCGGCCAAUAUAAAGCAAUUAAUGAUGAAGGGAUGCCCCACCAUCAGCGGCCCUUCAUGAAGGGUCGCCUGUACAUCCACUUCGAUGUGGAGUUCCCAGAUUCUGGAGCCCUUUCCCUUGACCAGUGCCGUACGUUAGAGACAAUCUUACCGCCAAGACCUGGCAACCACUUGUCAGCGAUGGAGCUGGAUGACUGCGAGGAGACCACCUUGCAUGAUGUCAAUAUCGAGGACGAGCUGAGGAGGAAGCAGCAGCAGGAAGCAUACGAUGAGGAUGAGGAGACAUCGGCCCCACGUGUGCAGUGUGCCCAGCAAUAAAAUCUCAUUGGCACAAUGGAUCUCGCAUUGAAGGUACUUUUGAAUAGUUGUUGUGGCCUUUUAAGUAAUUAUGCUUACAAUCUAUAUAUGGAGUCGCAAUUAUUUUUUUCCGUGUUGAUUGUUUUCACGUGCCUAGUUUUACGACCUUUAGAAAUUCAAACAGCAGUGCGCAGUAGUGGCAUAAUUCAUGUAUUACAUAUAUCCUUUUUCCUCUAUGAAUUGGUUUGGUUUUGUGGGCUUCUGUU